CAAGCAAGUGAACUGAAGAAUGGGAAAGAGACAAAGAUGAAGUUCUCUCUCUUGCCUUGGUGUAUUUCUUGAGUGGAGCUUUGGCUGUCACCAUCAUCCUGAUAGUUUUACUGGCUAUCUCAGUGUACAAGAUGAACCAAAGAAACUGCCAACAUUCAGGCUGGAUCUCUGCCUCGGUUAGUCAGACUGUGGAGGUCCAGCCUGGUGAAGAAGUCACUCUGCUCUGCCCCAACGUAUCCAUCCAUCCAACUCAGUCCGACUGGUUCAGAGUGUUCAACAGAGCCAAGCCAAGCUGUGUCUCCUCUAUCUACGGGGCUGGUGGCGAAGCUUCAUACUGUGAUGGAUAUCAACAUGGAAAAUUUGAAAUGAGUUCCAACUUGACCACUGUCUUUCUUAAAAUCAAUCAAGUGGAUAUAUCUGACUCUGGACUGUACUUCUGUGGAUUGUACAUAGGCACAAGUACAGUCAUUUCCAGUGCAAUCCAGCUAAACGUUGAAGGUAACGGUGAAUCUGAUGAUGAUGAAUAUGAUUUCGAGACCAAAAAGGAGCCUGAUGAAAUGGCAUACCUGAUGAGUUUAAUUCUGGGAUGCUUGGCUUUUUUGCUCACUAUAGUCGUCAUUGUUCUGGCUGUUAAAAUAAGGAAGCUUCAGAGAGAUGCAAAUGAAGAAUCUCAGCCCAAAAGACCCCAGAAUAUGUGCUCUGAUGAACUGAACUACGCGGCUCUGAGUUUCCAGGCGAAGCCAAAAAUAAGCCGCAGGCCUGCAUCUGAGCGAGAGCUGGAGCCAAAUGUAGUGUAUGCUGCCACCAGAUAGACGAAGGAAACGAGUGGAAAUGCAGCUCAGAGUGGAAAUAAUGCUUUGUCAUGGUACACUUCUCUUGUAGCUUCAUGUGUGGGAGAAUUCACUGGCAAAAAAAUAAAUGUUGA
This is a messenger RNA of Trematomus bernacchii (emerald rockcod), 925 nucleotides long. RefSeq lists its product as uncharacterized. The transcript is spliced from 7 exons. The coding region runs from base 132 to 812 and encodes 226 amino acids. The record is from RefSeq and is a predicted model, not a curated record. Lineage: Eukaryota; Metazoa; Chordata; Actinopteri; Perciformes; Nototheniidae. Gene Ontology annotation, biological process: response to bacterium.